CCGCCGCAGAGCGGGGCUCCUGCGUCCCGACGGUGCGCGGCUGCCGGACCGGGCUGGCUGGCGGGCGGAGCCGGGUCCGCGCGGCUGCUGCGGGGCGAUCGGGCCGGGUUGCGGGCGGCGCCAUGGGCUCUCGUGUCCAGCCUGGGUUCCAGCCUCACUGAGCUGUCCCCACCCAAGGCCUUCCUGCGGAGAAAGCCUCCCCAAGCGCUGACCAUGUCUAUUAUGGACCACAGCCCCACCACGGGCGUGGUCACGGUCAUCGUCAUCCUCAUCGCCAUCGCCGCCCUGGGGGCCUUGAUCCUGGGCUGCUGGUGCUACCUGCGGCUGCAGCGCAUCAGCCAGUCGGAGGACGAGGAGAGCAUCGUAGGGGAUGGCGAGACCAAGGAGCCCUUCCUGCUGGUGCAGUACUCGGCCAAGGGACCGUGCGUGGAGAGGAAGGCCAAGCUGACCCCCGGCGGCCCGGAAGUCCAUGGCUGAGCCGAGAUGCGCAGGCUCCUGGGCCUGUUUGCAUCCAGCCGAGAGGCGCGGGAGGGGCGAGACCACAGACAUGCUGCUGUCUGAGAGGAAGGGUUGACGCUCGCUGGCAUGGCCUCGCUGGGCUUCGUCAUCGCAUGCACUGACUCCCGGGGUCCUGGCUGUCCCGAGCUGGGGCUCGGUGGCCCUGGGCAUCCCCUCGGCCUCCUGGUGGGGCUGCCCAUUGCAGGCAGUGGGCAGGCCUGACCUUGCUGGGGCUCAUGGCCCUGUAGCGCUUUUGUUACUUGAAUGUUUAGCUGAGCCUGUUUUUGAUGGAACUACUACUGUAACGCGUGAACUCACAAGCCUGUGAACUGUAAAUAGGCCCCAGAAGCACGUGCUUAAGCCUCUUUUGCUGAUUUUUAAAAAUAUUGUAUAGAGCACAUGGGACUGUCUGUACGAGCGCUGAGCUGAGUCAAGGCUGUGGGGGAGGGUCUUAGACUUGUAAGGCCCACGUUGCACUUGGCAGGGGUCUCUGAUUAACACGUGUAUAUGUAGAGGACGUGACAGGUCAGUUGUCAGCCUGGCAGCUGACCUGUUGGGGCGCUUUGGCAGUCUCUGCUUUGUGAGCAAUGGAUGGAGAAGCAGCACGGCCCCCCAGCCCCCACACCCCUUUUCUCUAGGUAGAUUAGGUCGUUAGAGGCCAGUUCCUAUUGCUAGUGGAGUUACUGCAAGGAAGCCACUGCAGCUGCUUGGGAGCCAGUGAAGGACGAGUCAGAGCACGAGCCCUGAGGGCUGCCAGGCAUCCUAGUGGCAGAGCAGUUUCUGGCCCCUGUGGUCUUGAGCAUGCUGAGCACCCCAUCCCCACCCGGCUUUACUUAGGGCAGGCUUCGCUGGAAACACCAGAGCCUCGGCGGCUGCCUGUAUCUGUAUCCGAAACCCAACUGGCCCGGGAAAGAAAGUUGUUUUUUUGUUUGUUGUAUUUAAUACUUUCUGCACUGGAGGGGUGGGGGAGGGGACUUGGUUUCUUCCCCCUUCCCUUUUCACAAAUUAGCUUCCUUUCCUCUCAGAUUACCACCCACUUUCCUCAGCGGGCCAGCCAGAAGGAGGGGCCCCUGACUCUGCUCUAGGAGCGCCAAGUGCAGGGGAAGAUCAUUUCCCAAGUGCAUGUGGACGCGGGAACCCCCAGCAGCCUAGUGGGCGCCCAGGGGAGGGUUGGGGGAGAGUGUGUUUCAGGUUCAGGACUUGGUGUUUUGCAAAGAUGAGUUGGUGGCUCUCGGUCAGGCCAGUGACCCCCACUCCCACCCCUGCCCUGCAUCUCCAAGGUGUCCCCUGUGUAUACUUCAGUGAACUCGCUUAGGUUUUUAAUUCUACCACUGUAAGCGCAUCCUUAACUGUCAUAAUUAAAACAUGAUUUGUGUCGGCAUCCUCUGUAAUAAGCUGAGCCGCAGAGUGCUGGCCCAGAGCACCUGAACCACCUGCCAGCAGUAUGGGCAGGGAGUUCCUAGGUGGCCUGGGGCUGCCCACUAUGCCCCUCUCUGACCCCAUAACUCUGGCUUCCUGCUCAGGCUGAAGGCAGCUCCUCUGGCCUCAUCCAAAUCUCCUCUAAAAAGCAUGCUGAACUAAUCUGCUUUCUAGAACCCCUAGGAGGGAGCUUAGGGAACACUUAUUUUAGCAGCUUACCCCUGAAUUAAGAGUCAAACAUUCAGGAACAGCUUGGGGGGAGGGGAGGGGUAGCUAGUUAGGCAAUUUGAGCUGAAGGCAGGUUUGAGAGAGCACAGGUGGGCUACUGAGGAAUCCUUAAAAGGCAGCUGGGCUUAGCACAGAGGAGCAAAUGCCUCUGGCCCCCACCUGGAGGUGUCCAAGCACGAGAGUGAGGCUGGAGACCAGCAGAGGCCCUGCAGGGUGGAGUGGGCAGGACACGGUGUGGGUGGGAGAGGCGCAGAAGUUCUAAAGGUGCGAACUGGAAAGUCAGGGAGAAGGUAUGCUUUCUAAUGAAGGACAUAAGAAAAAUGAGGAAGAUACAAGGGUGUUGGACCAAAUCCCCCUGAGUUUCAGGACUUCAGGCUUUCUACCUCUACUUUCUGCAGCCGGCAGCCGACACCUAAGGCUGUCCUUCACCCACGUAACCGAGGAGCUCCUGGGACUUGCAUUUCCAGUCCCUGAGCCUGACCCUGAAAAUGACCAUCGCUUGCCUGUCACAUCCGCCCUGAGCUGCUUACCGUGCCAGUGAAGUUUUGGUUUUGAGAAGAUAAAAGCAUCACUUUCUCCUGAGUUCCACUCCUGGAGGUUUCCUACCCACAACAUCUGUGCUGCUUGCGUCAGGCUCGUCAGCAUGGUGUCAGUGCCAGGGGAGGGCCGCUGGCGUGGCGGGACACCAGCGGGCGGUCUCUGGAGGAGAGUGGAAGUGCCUGCAGAACUGGUGAACAACCACAUAAUAGCUCUCACUGUUCUUAUUUAUCAAUAGCUACUUUUUAAAGCGUAGACACCAGAGCCACACACUCACAUGGCUCAGUUAAGUUAUGACCUCUCAUUGAAUUCUUUCUGAAUAGCCCAACUGUUGCGUCCACAUUUUCUGAUUAGUCAGUCAAGAAACUGACCUUUCAUCCUGCAUGUCACUGCAGAAGCAACAGGAGGGGAAUGGGGAGGGAACUCCGACACUGAGCCACUAAAAAAUGGACUAAUUUUUCAGACAAAUCCUCAAAUGGACUGUGCUACUGUUUCUGUCUCAAAGCUACCAAGUUUGUGCAAUAAGUAGAGGGGAUGUCCCUGUUCAAUAAAAGCUGAAUGACAUGACAUUCAAAUUGAUUUUCUAGACCACUGAGAAAAUCUUUAUUUACAAUAAAUUUCAAUAAAAUUUGCAUAAAUAUAUUCCCAAUA
Camelus dromedarius (Arabian camel) is the source of this 3333-nucleotide messenger RNA. It is a transcript of the gene SNN, whose product is annotated as stannin. Lineage: Eukaryota; Metazoa; Chordata; Mammalia; Artiodactyla; Camelidae. The record is from RefSeq and is a predicted model, not a curated record. The coding region runs from base 214 to 477 and encodes 87 amino acids. The transcript has 2 exons. Gene Ontology annotation, cellular component: mitochondrial outer membrane.